Messenger RNA from Prunus dulcis (almond), 2239 nucleotides. Its product is annotated as regulator of nonsense transcripts UPF3. The transcript is spliced from 13 exons. Gene Ontology annotation, biological process: nuclear-transcribed mRNA catabolic process, nonsense-mediated decay; positive regulation of translation. The record is from RefSeq and is a predicted model, not a curated record. Gene Ontology annotation, molecular function: mRNA binding. Gene Ontology annotation, cellular component: cytoplasm; nucleolus. NCBI's taxonomy places the organism in Eukaryota, Viridiplantae, Streptophyta, Magnoliopsida, Rosales, Rosaceae. The coding region runs from base 106 to 1692 and encodes 528 amino acids.
GAAGAGAAAAGAAAUUCACGGAGGGAAGAGAAAGCGGUAAAGGGAAAAGUACCCAAAAGAAAAACUCAGAAGAUUGUUUUGUGCGAAUGAAAAACUAAUCGGAAGAUGAAGGACCCAUUGGUGAGGACGAAGGUGUUAGUUCGGCACUUGCCUCCGUCUCUGUCUCACUCCGAUCUCCUUCAGCAAAUCGACCAUCAACUUGCUGACCGCUACAACUGGUUUUGCUUCCGUCCGGGAAAGAACAGCCAGAAGAAUCAGAGGUACUCUCGAGCCUACAUAGACUUCAAGCGGCCUGAAGAUGUUUUCGAGUUUGCUGAAUUCUUUGAUGGACAUGUGUUUGUUAAUGAGAAGGGGUCUCAGUUCAAGGCUAUAGUUGAAUAUGCACCCUCACAGCGUGUUCCAAAACCAUGUACCAAAAAGGAUGGCCGUGAAGGGACUAUAUAUAAAGAUCCUGAUUAUUUGGAGUUCCUAAAACUUAUUGCGAAGCCUGUUGAGCAUCUUCCUAGUGCAGAAAUACAGCUGGAAAGAAAGGAAGCAGAACAAGCUGGUGGUGCAAAAGAGCCUCCUAUUAUUACCCCCCUCAUGGAGUAUGUUCGUCAGAAACGAGCUAUCGGAAGUGGGACCCAGGUUUCAUCAGUUGUUCGGAAGGUUAGAAGAAGAGCGGGGGCUGCAUCUCUUAACAAACGUGGCUCAACUUCUACAAAACGGGUCUCUGAGAAGAAAAAGUACAUAUUAAAGGACAGUGCUAAACAUACAAGUCGAAAAGACAAGUCAACUUUCACUGUGGUCCCCAGGCGAGAGGAUCAAUUGGCCAGUUCAAGUGGAAAAGAAACCUUAGAAAAUGAAAUUGGUUCUGUUUCGGGAAUCCCUGUGAUUGCAGACUCUGGAAAGAAGAAAAUCCUACUCCUUAAAGGAAAAGAACGUGAAAUACCUUCUGCUCCUGAAGGUAUGCUACCACAGGGGAGUGUAACAUCCGCUGGAAGUUAUGUUUCAGCUGCUCCAAAGCAGAACCAAAGGCGUGAGGCUGGUGGAAAGUUGAUCAGAAGCAUACUUUUAAAUAAUGAGGGACGCCAAAGUCAAAGUUCAACCGAAAUUCAGCCUCAGCAGAAAAUUCUAAGUCUGAACUCAGACGUUAAGCGGGCGUCUCGGCCCUCCAAUGCAAGGUUAGGGUUGAAUGGUCAAGUCUCUAAUAAUGAGCCUAACUCAAUGAGCUCUGAAGGGGAUAGAAAGAGGGCUACGGUUGAUAAAUUUUCGAAGAAGGACCUGCAUGGUACCACUAAUGUUAGUGAGAAGCAAGAAAAACAUACAAGAAACAAGGAUAGACCUGAUCGUGGUGUUUGGGCUCCUCUUCGUCGUGCUGAUAGUUCACAUGCUAGUGAUGAGCAUUUGCCAUCCGUGCCACAACGUCCUCAACUUCCCUCUGAUUCCUUUGAAGUUUCCCAUGGAGAAGUGAAGGAUGAUACCUCUUAUGGAAGCAGGACUGGGGAAGUUAUAAAUCCUACAAGUGGACGUAAUAGUUCUCAUGUAGAGAAUGGUUCACAAAGACAUUUUGGUCGCCGUGGAAGUGCCCAUAAUAUAAAAGAUGAUAAUUCUAUGAAUGUAAGUGAGGGAAAGCCAUCUAAAAGAGGUGCUACUGUUCAUGGUGCCCCUGAGAAACAAGUGUGGGUUCAAAAAUCAGCUUCAGGUUCUUAGAAUAACCAAGGCUGGGAAUAUUCUCUGUAGUCUUUCCAUCGGAGUGGACUCUCAGCUAAAUAUUUUUAAGUUUGACAAAUUGACAAUCCAGAUCAGUUUUCAGUGAUGUUAUUGCACUCAAAUGGUUUAUGAGGACAUGCUUGUGGUGGUCAUGGAGGCGCAUGGUAGGGACAUAAUUUCUGGAAAUACGUGGCAGAGUGGGAAGUAAGGUGACAGAUUGGGGAAUUUUAUGUUUAUAAUUCUUAGGAUUUCCAUGGGGAUGGUUUCUGAUAGCCUUCUGAAUUUUAGCGGGAAGGAACCACUAAAAUGUGCCUUGUACUGAAUUAUUUGUUUGGCUACAAGUGAAAAGGAAAUUAUGGCACCGCAUAGGGGCAGUCUAUUUUAUACUGGUGAUGGCUAUAUCACUGGUCUAGCGUUUUUCUUCACUCUCUUGGUGUUUAGAUGUUCUUUUAACUACUAAAGGUCUGUUGCAGUUUGCAUGCAUGGAUUGUGCAACUUUGGCAGUUUCUAGUAGAUAUAUUAUUACUUUCUUUAAGGGUUGAUGAUG